GGUCUCCCGAACAGCAUCGCGAAACAGCUUCCCCCGUAGCACGCGACCAACUCAUCAAAGCCUUCCCCCCCAGCGCCGCAGUCGACCCGUCCGAGACUCGCGCCGAAGCGACGCUGGCCGUGCUGUCACACACUCUCUCAAGAAAACCAUUCAAUUGGCCAUCUCAAGCUCCUCCUAACCGGCGUCCUCGAAAAAAGUGAACGAGAGAGACCACAGCUACGGAACACGGAACUCUUCCCAAGCUUCAUCAUCACAACCUACAACCGACAAUGGAGGCCAGGACAUUGACAAGACCAGCCGCCACGCUGGCAUCCCUCCUCCGCCAACAAGCAACCACCACCACCACCGCCGUCCCCCGAAGAGGCCACAAGACCUUCUCCCGCACAAAGCGCGCCCUCAACAUCCCUCCCCACCCCGACUUCCUCCCCUCGACCCCAUCCGCCGGCGACACAAUCAUCUACAACCCGCCCUCCGCCGCCCCCUCCGUCUACCACACCCCCUUCAAGUUCCUGCCCGCCUCCGACCCCCGCCGCCGCGCAAACCUCUCCGCCCUCUUCGCCUCCGCCUCCUCACAAGCAACAUCCUCAUCAAAAUCAACAACACCCCUCCCCCCGGCCCUCAACGUCCCCUCCCGCGGCGCCAACCCGCGCUACCACCUCUCCAAGGACGACGUCGCCGAGAUCCGCAAGCUCCGCGCCCAAGACCCGGACUUCUGGUCCGUCUCGGCCCUCGCGCGCAAGUUCGACUGCUCCGAGACCUUCAUCACCAUCUGCACGCCCGCCCCGCGGGAGCACACGCAGAAGCUCGCGCAGAAGCUCGAGGCCGUCAAGAGUCGCUGGGGUGGUAUCCGCACAAAGGCCCGCGAGGACCGCUCGCGCAGAAAGGAGAUGCUCUUCCGGGGUGAGCUGUAAAAGAAGACGGACGCAAAAAAACCGAAACGAAUUCUUACUCGGGGAAGGGUAAAAGCUGGAUUGCUUGGCAACUUGGGACGCCUGAGUCUGUUAUUGUACUUUUGGCGAUGAGAUGAGAAGCAUUGAGGGGAAGACCUGCUGUUCCGAGGCCUCUGCGUGGGAAAGCUGGGGCUCUCUGUACCACCAAGGGAUGAAAAGGGGGGAAGGCGGCCCAAGGAGGGGCGAGACGUAUGGCACAUUUAUUCUCUGUACCAUCAAACCAUUAGGGGCGUGUCACAAAAUCGGCUGGGAGACAUGUAGGAUAGAGGCAGGUCACGAUACGCGGAGACCGAAAAAACUCCCAAACAAUCUGUACAAUGAAAGAGAGAUAAAAAAGAUCAGGGGCCAUAGAAACUCGUGUAUAAUUCUUCUACCAACUUUCGCUAUCACACGGCAUGAAUCACUGGAUGCUAGACGUCUUUAAACCUUGACUACCCCA
This is a messenger RNA of Colletotrichum scovillei, 1389 nucleotides long. RefSeq lists its product as uncharacterized. Gene Ontology annotation, cellular component: mitochondrial large ribosomal subunit. The record is from RefSeq and is a predicted model, not a curated record. Bases 270 to 911 code for a protein of 213 amino acids. The transcript has a single exon. Lineage: Eukaryota; Fungi; Ascomycota; Sordariomycetes; Glomerellales; Glomerellaceae. Gene Ontology annotation, molecular function: structural constituent of ribosome.